UUAGGGUAAUCUAAACCAAACACAACUAUCUCUAUGCCUUUGUAAACUACUUAUCUCGGUGAUUAAGUAGUAAAAUCUCUAUCUCUAGUGCUUUUAGAAUUGGACCUACGGUCGGGCGCUCCUAUAGAUAACGGUGUGCCAAAUAAUGCUCUUAAAAAUCCCACCAGCAUAGAGGAAAGCAGUUGAAAGAGCGGGCGAACCGAGCAAAGUUUACUGACCGUUUUCACUUUUAUAAAGUAAGAGCCGCCGCCGAUGAAGCUUCAGUCGGCGAUCGGUUCUCUUGGAAGGCAGUUUUGCUCUGGCGAUCACUAAGUUACAAUGACCAGCACACCCAAAUCCAUAAUUCCCGCUACCGUUAAUCCCGACUUGCAAAAGGAACGCGAUGGAGCCAGCUUUAGCAGCGAGGAAUUUGCCGCCUGGUGGUCUAAGGGCGAGAAUGUGCUAAAGUUCAACCGGGAAGUCCGUGCAUAUAUGCAGAAGGAUGUGGACCAGGGCGAGAUGCUGCAACUGCAGGCUAAGUCGCAUGUGGAAAUCAACGAGUUUAGCCAGCGCAGCGCCAUCGAAGCGGCUCAGAAGCUGCGACGCCUGCAGCAGGAGCGCAAUCCAGGAGGAGACGAUUACUGGCCUAAACUCUAUGAUCACCCUGUGAUGUGGGGCCUCGUCCCUGGUGGCAAUCCCUUUGGCGUGAUGUACGUGAUGCUGGUCAAGGCCCUGCAGGCACAGUGCACUCCAGAGCAGUACGAAGAGUUCGGCAAGCGAGUGGAGCGCUUUGAGAUCUGUGGCACUUAUGCCCAAACGGAGCUGGGACACGGAACCUUCCUGCGAGGCCUGGAGACCCGGGCAGACUUUGAUCCCAAGACGGAUGAGUUUGUGCUGAAUACGCCCAAGCUCUCCUCCUACAAGUGGUGGCCAGGAGGCUUGGGUCACUCCUCCAACUACUGCCUUGUGAUGGCUCAGCUGUAUAUCAACAACCAGUUCAAAGGACCGCACAUGUUCUUUGUCCAGGUGCGCGAUGAGGAGACGUUUGAGCCGCUUCCCGGUGUCCACAUCGGUGACAUUGGCAAGAAAAUGGGCUUUAUUGGUGUGAACAAUGGUUUCCUUGGACUGAAGAACGUCCGCAUUCCUCGCACUCGGAUGCUGAUGCGACAUGCCAAGGUCAAUGCCGAUGGAACCUAUGUCAGCAGUCCCACAAAUGUCCUCACCUACUUUGCCAUGGUGCGCACGCGCUGCGUGAUUGCAAAGAAUAAUGCUUAUGUGCUGGCAGCAGCCUCCACCAUUGCCACCAGAUACUCGGCUGUGCGUCGCCAGAGUCCCAUUAAUCCGAAGGAACGUGAACCACAGAUCAUGGAUCAUGUCACCCAGCAGAUGAAACUCUUCCCUGAGAUUGCCACCAGCUUGGCUUAUCACCUGGCCAGCGAUUAUUUGUGGAAUCUUUACGAUGUGACCCUGUCGGAUAUAGAAAACGGCAAGUACGAGCGCCUGCCGGAAUUGCAUUCCUUAUCGUGCGCCCUAAAGGUGACCUGCUCCUCGGACUCUGCUGCCGGAGUGGAGAGAUUGCGUCUGGGCUGUGGAGGCCAUGGUUACCUCUCCUCGUCCAACAUGAGCAACCUCUAUGUGCUGGCCACCGCAGCCUGCACUUACGAGGGUGAGAACACUGUGCUCCUUCUCCAGAUUGGACGCUUCUUGAUGAAGUCCUGGCGCUCGGCGUUGAGUGGAGCACCUUUGGCGCCCACCGUUCAAUACCUGGCCGAAGUGCAAAAGAAUCCAGAUUUUGGCACCUGGACAGGCAGCUGGGAGAACAUGGUGAAGGCCAUGAAGUACACAGCAGCCAAUAAGACUCGCUUGGCUUUCAAGAGCCUUUCGGCUCGCUUGUCAAGGGGAGAAACCGAGGAGAAUGCGGCAAAUCACACAGGGAUUGAAUUUACACAGGCAGCUGAGCUUCAUGGUCGCGCGUUCGUGUUUUCCUCUUUCACCGAUGAGGUGACUGGACCCAAGUCCAAGACCCGAUCUGCAUCUCUCAAUCGAGUUUUGGAGAACCUUUUAGAGCUGUAUUUGGUCAAGGAGACCCUGAACCAAAUGAGCAAUUUGCUGAGGUUUAUUCAACUGACGGAUACGGAUCUACGCAUCCUGCAGGAUCGUUUGGAAACCGUGCUGACCAAGCUGCGACCAGAUGCUGUGGCCAUUGUGGAUGGCUUCGACUUCAGUGACCUGCAGCUGAACUCCACCCUGGGAUCGUUCGAUGGCAAUGCCUACGAGCGCAUGUUCGAUGCUGCUCUGAAGACCCCAAUGAACCAGAAAUCAGUACCAAAAUCCUUCAAUGAGCUGCUCAAGCCUUUCAUGAAGUCAAACAUCUAAAUUAAUCUGUAAUAUUUAGUGCCUAGCACGAUGAGUAUGCAAUAUUAUUGUACCCUUUGUAUUGGUGUUUUUUUGCGAAAUUAAAAAUA
This is a messenger RNA of Drosophila kikkawai, 2444 nucleotides long. RefSeq names its product acyl-Coenzyme A oxidase at 57D proximal (gene Acox57D-p). Gene Ontology annotation, molecular function: FAD binding; fatty acid binding; acyl-CoA oxidase activity. Gene Ontology annotation, biological process: fatty acid beta-oxidation using acyl-CoA oxidase; lipid homeostasis. Gene Ontology annotation, cellular component: peroxisome. The record is from RefSeq and is a predicted model, not a curated record. Lineage: Eukaryota; Metazoa; Arthropoda; Insecta; Diptera; Drosophilidae.